Molecule: messenger RNA, 1212 nt
Organism: Lactuca virosa
Lineage: Eukaryota; Viridiplantae; Streptophyta; Magnoliopsida; Asterales; Asteraceae
Source: the annotation of a GenBank genome assembly
AAAAAGCAAAUCAUAAAAUCCCGCUUCAGAAAUUCCUCAAUUCAGAAGAUGGAACGAGUGUUCUUCGUGGUUCCCCUUUCCUUGAACACAUGCUCCGCCGCUGAACAUCUCUAACCUAGAUCGACCGCCUUGCUCUGCCGCUCCAUCUCUAUUCCCUAGUCGUCUCUCUCCGUUCGGCCCUCUUCCCCUGCUUCACCCUCUUCCACCCUGCACAACCCUAGAUCGUAUACCACCCUCCGUGUAACUGUAAGUUUCUCUUCGUCUAUGUCUUUUUGUAUUACAUUGAUGUUUUCCUGAAUUUCAUGUAACCACCUUCAAGCUUCUUAUUUUGAAAACUAACUUCGUUUUCAUGUAAUUAAGGAGAUAAGUGAAAUUAUUGAAUCUUUGAUUACGUGAACUCUGGCCCAUCCUUUAGCGAUGGCAUCAGCUUCAGAAUCAGUCUCGUGCACCCAACCCAUAAUUAUCCUUCAGUUUUUCACAGGAUCAAAGAAUGAUUUGGAAGCGUAGUACCUCCCGUAAUCAAGCCUUAAACUGCUGAGUGUUAGUAAUCUCCAUUUCAUAUUGAUGUAUCGACCCCAUUCGUGCUAUCAACCCACACCGGAAAGAAAUCAGGGCAUUCCCAUAUUCCUGUUCCUGGAACUUGAUGAAGUGGGGAAUCAUGUUUACUCCAAUUAACAAGAUCGUCGGGUCUCUGAAUUCAUCCGGAUGAGAUAUGGAUUGCCGGCGUGCUUCACCCAUUCUUUGAGAUAUGGAUCGGAUAAGUCCUUUGGGACUGCCAAAUUCUUGACUUGGCGGUUUUCAGAGUCAAUUCCGGUGUAUAGCAUAAUAGGCUUGUUUCCGUGGAGGAUAGUGGCGGAGCCAGACCAGCAGCCAUUGAUGUCGAAGGGAAGAAGUGAGAAGAAGAAAUUGAGGAAAAGAAUGAACCAGCUUAUUUAUCAUGAGUUUAUUGCAAUACGGUUUGCAAGUGGUACUAUAAGUUUGAGCAAACAUAGAGAUCUUGUUAUCAUUUUGGAAGAGGCAAUUGUUCAUAAGUUGGAUAAACAAGAGGAGCAAAUAUGCCAAGGAAAUCUUCAUGUCAACUUUUGUGUUUCUUCCUGGACUAUUAUUUAGUUUGAUAGUUUAGUGUUUUGAGCAAUUACUAGCAUAAUGUUUAGACUUAUUAAGUCUUUUGGAAGAUAUUUUUGUUAUUGAUAUUGAGAAUAUUAUUGUAAG